Podarcis muralis (Common wall lizard) is the source of this 3681-nucleotide messenger RNA. The record is from RefSeq and is a predicted model, not a curated record. Lineage: Eukaryota; Metazoa; Chordata; Lepidosauria; Squamata; Lacertidae.
UUUGCCUAGCGCCUAAAGAUAUGUAACAAAGGUGCCAGGCGAGCCUCCCUGCGGAUUCCAUAUGCCACCUUUCACCUCAAUAUGGUAUUUUUUUAAAAAAAGUUGGGGAGGAGGAGUGUGCCUUUGGGGAUGAGGUCAAACUCGGAAGGUUGCAGCACAACCUGCUGUGGCUGUAGAGGCCACAAAAUAAUAACAAAAAACCAGAACAUUUUGGUCGGUCUAAUGAAGGUAUUGCCCUAAUGCGGAUUUUGAGGCAAUCCUUCCUAUGGGCCAACCUGCCUACUUUUACCCCAGGCUGCUUCCUGCCACCUAUUGCUCCACUCGCUUCAAGAUGUGCCAAGGCAGCCAGCUGGGCGCCCUCCGCUCACUCGGCUGAACGGGAGCCCCGGGCCUGGGCCUUGCGGACGCCGGCCCUGCCAAGAGGAUGCCGGAAGCACCUCUCACAUUGCCGGUCCUGAUCCGGACCAUACGGAGUGCACGGACCCAGGCGGAGGAGCGGGAGCUGGUCCAACGAGAAAGCGCCAAGAUUCGGGGGGCCUUUCGGGGAGACGAGCCCGACACCCGUGCCUCCAACUUAGCCAAGUUGCUCUACAUCCACAUUCUGGGCUAUCCUGCUCAUUUUGGACAGAUGGAGAGCUUGAAGCUAAUGGCCUCCCACCGUUUCCACGAAAAGCGGAUCGGCUACCUUGGCGCUGCCCUCCUAUUGGAUGAGAAGCAGGACACUCACCUUCUGCUGACCAAUAGUAUCAAGAACGACCUCCUGCACCCCACUGCCUGGGUGCAGGGCUUAGCUCUGAGCACGCUGGGCUCCCUGGGCUCGGUGGCCAUGUUCCGGGAUUUGGCCGGCGAAGUGGAGCAGCUCGCCAGGGUUGGCCAGCCCUCCGUGCGAAGGAAGGCCGUGGUCUGUGCUGUACACGUUGUCCGGAAGGUGCCCGAUCUUAUAGACGUAUUCACUCGACUCGGCGAACACCUGUUGACUGAACAAAAUACCGGCAUCCUCCACGGGGCCGUCAUGCUGAUCUCAGAGAUGUGCGAACGGAGCCCGCAAGCCCUGGACCGCUUUUGCAAGUUUGUUCCUCAGUUAGUGGGGCUGCUCCGUAACCUGGUGGUUGCCGGCUACUCUCCGGAACACAGCAUCUCAGGAAUCAGCAACCCUUUCCUGCAGGUACAGAUCCUGCGGCUGCUAAGGAUUCUGGGAAAGGACAACGAAGACGCCAGCGACGCCAUGAACGAUUCCUUGGCUCAGGUGGCCACCAACACAGAGACAACGCGGAACGUGGGCAACGCCAUCUUGUACGAGACGGUGCUGACCAUCAUGGGCGUCCGCUCGACCAGCGGCCUACGGGUUCUCGCUAUAAAUAUCCUCGGGCGAUUUCUCCUUAACAAGGACCGGAAUAUCAGAUACGUGGCUCUAACAUCUCUACAGAAAUUGCUGCAAGAAGAGAACAGUGCCGUUCAGAGGCACCGGGCCACAGUCCUUGAAUGCCUGGCCGACCCGGAUCCCACUGUGAAGAGGCGAGCCCUGCAGCUGAGCCUGGCCCUGGUGAGCGGCAGCAACGUGAGGACGACCACGAAAGAGCUGCUGGUUUUCCUGGAAACCUGUGCUCCGGAGCUGAAGUCGGACUGCGCUUCUGGAAUAUUCCUGGCCGCUGAGAAGUUUGCGCCCAGCAAGCGUUGGCACAUCGACACCAUCCUCCAGGUUCUGACCAUGGCUGGAUCCUAUGUACGUGACGACGCGGUGCCCAACCUCAUCCACCUCAUCGGAGGUGCAAAGGAGCUUCACGGCUAUGCGGUUCAGCAGCUAUACAAGGCCCUGACCCAAGAUAUCUCUCAGCAACCCUUGGUCCAGGUGGCUACCUGGUGCAUCGGUGAAUACGGCAACCUCUUAUUGGACGGCAGCUGUGAAGAGGUGGAGCCCACUCAGGUGGACCCAGAGGAAAUGGUCUCCAUGUUGGAGCGAGUGCUGCAGUCGCACCUCUCGCUGCCGGGCACCAGGGCCUACGCCCUCACCGCCCUCAUGAAGCUCGGGACCCGUCUCCAGGGCAGCGACAUCAAUCGGAUCCGGAGCCUGGUUUCCAUUUACUGCAGCUGCCACGACGUGGAGCUCCAGCAGCGGGCGGUCGAGUACAACGCCCUCUUCCGGAAGUACGACCACCUCAGAGCAUCCGUCCUGGAGAAGAUGCCCUUAGUCGACAAAACUGGCUACGCCGAGGAAGGAAGUGAAAAAGAGCAGAAUGGAAGAGAGGCCGCUGUUGCUCCUCAAAUCCUGGAGGUGGCGCCAGUGCCCAGCGACGUCCAGCAACAGGACUCUGGCCAGGUCUCUGAUCUUUUGGAUCUCCUUGGAGGCCCCGCAGAUCCCCCUCUAGCCCAGCCCACCACCCCGGCAGUGGAAUCCUUCCUCGAUUUCCUUGGCGAUCUGAAAGCCCCAGCCUCCGCCAUCGCCCGCAUGAUUGUGUACGAACAAGACGGCCUGCUGGUCGAAUUUUCCAUGGACCGGCCGCCGCUGGAGCCCACGUUGCUGCUCAUCACGGCCACCGUCUCCAACAGGACCCCCCACGACGUGGCCGGGUUUUGUCUGCAAGUGGCCGUCCCCAAGUCCUUCCAAGUGGAGCUGCUGGCCCCGAGUGGCUCUACAGUCCCAGGCCAGGGUGGGCCCCCCAUCACCCAGCUCAUCCGAGUAUUGAACCCCAAAAAGCUCCCGCUCCGCAUGAGGUUACGACUUGCCUACACUCUGCCCUCUGGAGCACUGGUGCAACAGAUCAAGGAAAUCAACUCAUUCCCCGAGGCUGCCUGGAAAUGAAGAGCGAGCGGCCCACUGUACCCCUCCCUCCUUGACGGUCCCCCUAAAAUGCACUCCACUCCGAGGGAAGGGGUGGGGUGGAGAAAAACCCUUGCAAUGACACCAUCUCACCACCAGGUGGGGCCUUUGCUCCAGGUGGGUGCCCCAAAUAACAACACCCAUGGGUGCUCCCCUUUUGCACAGGCGGAAGGGCAGAGGGCACCUCUCUCGCCGGAUCCAAAGAGGGAUUUCCGAAAGAGGGAGGCGGGAGGGAGAAGGGGAAUCCCCGUCUCAGCCAGCCCCCUUUCUCCCUCCUCACUCCCAGCUGCUGGCAGAUCAAUUCAAUUGAUCAGCCAGAUGGGGGAAACUCCACAACAACUGAGCGAGACUAAAUGGAAAUCGAUGGAGAUAAAGAGUGGGUUGGGGGGUGGAGGGGGAAAGCCCUCUUUAACAAAAACAAACACAAACACCAGCUAUCCCUCUUCAUUGCCGGAUUGGGUUUUUUCACCUCUGGCCAUACUGCUGGUAGGUCCGACAAACCUCCCCUCCAGACGCCAGCUGGCCCCAGCGAGAGCGACGCUGCGGUUGAUGCACCCUGAGAGUAGUGCAAGAACCACUCCAGGGAAGCCCUGUCUUAGCAUUCUGUCGGGCGCUGUUACACUACGUAGGGGCAGUGAGUUCCGCAGAUCCACAAUAUGUGGCACCCUCCAGAUGGGGCUGCUGGAAUUGGCAGCCCCAAGCCCCUGGGUUGUGGGUGUGUUCCAGCUUGGGCGAGGCCACACUGCGUACCCCUCACACUUCCUUUCUCUCUCCCAGCACCCCCAUCUCUCAAACCUGCCCCCUGCCGCUCUCCAUCGAACGGCCUUUGAGCUUUCGGCGUGAAUAAAUAUCUUCUCAAUGCA